CAACACUUUUUCUAAUUCUAUUUUUUCAGUUUGAAAUCGUAUGUCGGUUAUUUUAGUGUCCUGUCUGUUUACGUUUGUUCUAUUAACGCAAAAAAUUGCUUAGGCCGCAUAUGCGAAAAUGUCGAAAGCGUUUGAUCUACAUAUCCUUAGUUAGUUCCAACAUUUAUACCUUAUUGGAAGUUGUAGUUAAAUAAUGAAAGAAAAUGAGUGACAAUAUAAAAGUAGUUGUCAAAGUUAGACCUCUAAUUUCACGUGAAAUAGAAGAUAAACUUUCUUACCAGUGGCAAGUGAAGAAUAACAAACUUACACAGCUUGACCACAAUGGAAAACCUCUUGGACAGUGUUUUACCUUUGACAAGGUUUAUGACCAGGAUGCGAAAACAUCCGAUGUGUACGAAGACGUUGCGAAGCCGAUCGUGGAGGCGGCCACGGCUGGCUUCAAUGGCACUAUAUUUGCCUAUGGACAGACAUCAUCAGGCAAGACGUAUACCAUGACAGGGACUGAGAGUGCUCCCGGAAUCAUCCCGCUGGCUGUGCUUAACCUAUUUGAGAUCAUUAAGAAUGCGCCCAACCGUGACUUCUUAGUAAGGGUGUCCUACAUAGAAAUUUAUAAUGAGACCAUCAAUGACCUAUUGUGUGGGGAAAAAAAAGACAUUAAAGUAAUGGAAUCAAUACAUGGUUUGAAGAUAGAUUCCACAGUAAAGGUCACUUCUUCUCCUGAGGAAGUUCUCGAUGCAAUAAAAGAGGGAGAAGCCAAUAGACAAAAAGGUGCCACAAUUAUGAAUGAGCAAAGCAGCAGAUCUCAUUCAAUAUUUCAAAUUACAAUAGAAUCUCGUGAACACGUGGAAGGGGAAGAGGAGGUCGGCUGUGUGAACGUAUCCCAACUGAACCUCGUUGACUUGGCCGGGUCGGAGCGGGCCGGACAGACCGGCGCCACCGGAAUGCGGUUCAAGGAAGGCACCCAUAUCAACAAGUCACUGUCAAGUUUGGCUCUCGUUAUCAAACAACUUUCUGAAAAUAACCAAUUUGUUAAUUACCGUGAUAGUAAACUGACUCGUAUUUUACAAAACUCUCUCGGCGGUAACGCUAAAACCAGUAUCAUAUGCGCCGUGACUCCUGCAGCUAUUGAGGAAACUAUAUCCACUUUGCAGUUUGCAAACCGCGCUAAAGCUAUAAAGAAUAAACCAGAGGUAAAUGAAGUCUCCACUGACAAAUCUAUGAUCCAGAGCCUAACAAAAGAAAUGUCCAUACUAAAGGCACAGUUGGAGAGCAAGAAAACUUUAGAGCAAGACAAUUACAAACUACAGAAUAAGAUAGCGAAUUUACAGAAGCUUAUAUUAAAUGGGUUUGCUCAAAGACGCAGUGUCGAGAUCAUAAGUGGGCCGAGGCGAAAGCUUCAACAGCCCAGAAGGAUAACAAUAUCUACGCUACAUACUAUUGAAGAUGAACCGAUUGUUCCUAUCCCGAAGUUCUGUACACCCAGCUUGAAAUAUAACCCGCAGCUGAUCCCAGUCCCGCCGCCGUCCCGCAGCAGCGCGGCGCUGGCCAGCGUGGCCGAGGAGGCGCAGCUGCUCACCACGCCGCCCAAGACUCGCGCCAUACACUUCAGCGGCGAAGUCAUUGAACUCGACAGUGAUGAUGACACGACACACGAUGACGGCCAGACUUGUUCACCUAUUCACAAAUGUUAUGGAUCAUCUAAAACACCACCUUGUGUGCUUAGAAAGAAUGUUAAAGAAGCUGAGAAAAACCUUAAAGAUAUUGUUGAAUGGACUGAAAGAGAGAAAAUGUAUGCUCCCAGUGUGGUUGAAUAUAUGGAAAAAUUAGAACAAAACAUGUCUGUGAUAGCCACAUUACGAGACGACAUUGAAAGACUGAGUCAACAGAGCAAAGAAAAGGAUUCAAAAAUUGAUCAAUUACAAAGCAAAAUAAACAAAGCUGAAGAGGACAUCAAAGUCUCUAAGAUUGAUCAACAAAGGCUAGCUGAGUGGGAGAUUAGUUACGAGACUCUCAGGAUUAAGGCUAAGCGGCGAGAGGAGGAACUACUGUCCUUGUUAGAAGAAAUAUCUGUCUCCAAGAAGAAACCUGAAGAGAUGGGCAAACUCUUAUCCCGCACGUUAGACAAAGAAGUCCACUUCAUGGAUAUAUCUAAAGACAUAUCUCUCGUUAAUAGUGAUAAUGAAAGCAGCAUUGUUAACACAAAUGAUGACGAUUCUGACCCAGUUGAUGACUUAUUAGCAUCAGAAGCACAAUUAACUUCAAAUAAAAAUAUCAUUGAUCUAGAAGCAGAUUUAUAUACCCAUAAGCAAAAGAUAACGGCGCUAGAAAACCUCAGUCAAGAACUUCAAGAAAAGGUUAACGUGUUCAAAGAUAAAAUCGCAAAUGUGGAAAAUGAAAAUUCAUUACUCAAAUCAACGAUUGAAACGUUAAACUCUACUAUUAGACAACAAAAGGAAAGCCUUGAAUCUGCAAAUAAUGACAUGGAGUCUUACAACAAACUCAUUCAAGAACUGCAUAUCAAACUAACUAAGAAGGAAACUUUACCCAGGGUCAAUAUUAAUGACAGCGUCUUAGAAAGCAUGAUUGCGAAUGAAGAGAAAUUUAUAGCUAACAACGAGAAUAUGAAAAACAUUGUACACAGCCUCAAAACUGCUCUCGAUAAACGUAACAAGGAAAUUGAUAACCUUAAAACACAAGUUAAUAGUCAAGUCGACGUAACAGGACAGCUGGACGCUAAAACAAAAGAAAUUGAUGUAUUAAAGUGUAAAAUAAAUGAUUUAGAAAAGAAUAUUAACGAGAAUAUUGCAAUAAUAAACAAAUUGAUGCAUGAAAAGAAUGAUCUUAAAGACAUUGAAACUCAACUAUCUGAAAAAUUAGCUUCGGUCCAAGAAAAGCUUACUGAACAAGAACAUUCACGUAAUGAAACUGAAAAACUCGUUCAAAAUUUGAAAGACGAAAACGGUAAACUCACCUUUGCCUUAGCAGAGAAAAAUAUAACGGAAGUUAAUAUAUCUGAUAUGAAUAAACAGUUAUUAGCUCAAAUAGAUGAAUUAAAAGAUAAAAUAUUCGAUUUGGAGAAAGAAAUCGCAACAAAGGAUGAUUUAAUACAUUCGUUGCAAAAGGACGAUGAACAGACGAAAGAAUGUUUGCUUAAAGCAAAGUCUUCAGUCAUUAAGUCUAAGGUCAUACUAGGUACUCUGUCUGGCAACAUACAAGAAGUACCAGAUAUCAUUGAUAAUUUCGUAAACAUUUUCAACGUUCUAAGCGAAACCAUGAACACUCUAGAAAAUGUUGCCAACGAAAUUGUUGCGCAAAAAGAAGAAGUUACAAAGAAUAAUACUCAUUUAAAUAAUAUUAUAGAAGAAUUGAAAACUAACCAUGAUAUAGAAUUAACGACGCUUCGAGAACAAUUAGGCAAUCAUAAAGAGAUAGAUACGGAUGAAAUUGAAGCAAUUAACAAAAAGAAUAACGAGCUAACUCGUGAUCUACAAACAGCUCGCGAAGAUUUGGAUACUAAAAUAUUAGAAUGCAAAAACUUAGAAGAAAAACUAAAUCAAGCAGCACAGAAUGUCAUCGCCACCAAUGAAGAGAUUACUGUUCUUAAAACGAAUAAAUCAAAUCUCGACCAAAUGCUACUUGAUAAGGAUGCUAUGAUAGCUGAACUAACAGAAAAAUUGGAAGAAAUUGACGGCGUUUUACAAAUAAAGGUCACAUCAUUUAAUGAUGUUGAAGAACAACUGAACAAUUUAUCGGCGAGAAGUAGUAUACUGUUCAAGAAUGUAUUUACAAAAGUCACUGAAUUUGCCGACAGCUUCACCAUACAAAUUGAAAACAGGGAAGAAAAUCAUAAUGACUGCGUUAAAAUAUACGAACAAAUACUGGAAAGUUUGGAUAAAAUCAAAGAUCAUAUCACAAUUGUCAUAAAUAAAAAUGUCGAUGAAGAAAAUUUGAGUCAAGAAUUAUUAGAAGCGAAAAAGGAAAUCGUUGAACUAUCACAGCAAAAUGUUAACCUGCUCCAAGAAUUGUCUAAUAUUGAAAACAGCAACAAGGACUUAUCGAAAGAAGCACAAUUUAUACAAAAUAACAACAACAAAUUGAGUGAAGAAUUACUUGAUACUCAAAAUCUGCUGAAAGAUCUACAAUCUGAACUCAAACUGAAAGCCAACGAUUUGGCAAUCAUGGAAACUAAAGUCAGAGACUGGAAAGACCAAUUUACUAACUUAGAUUAUGUGAUGAAACAACAAAUUAGUGAAUUGCAGAUGGAAAAUGAAAGUCUGAAAUCUAUUAAGGCAGUUAAUACAAACGGACCCGAACAAUCAGUGAUGGUUUACCAACACGCAGACUCUCACAAUAUCAGCACACCAAUACCCAUUGAAAAACAAAUCUUUGAUUUAUUCCCAUAUAAACCAACCCCAAGUUUGGCAACCAUUUGCAACAAUAUAAUAGACAGCAUACAACCCAAAGAGAUUGAUUCUCACACUACAACAAUAAGUUCUAAUGCCCCAAUUUCGGUGGAGAGUCACGAAACAUACGUAAUCAAAUGCAAUUGUUCUAAACUAAAAUCGGAACUGGAGGCAGUUAAAGAUGAAAACGCCAGAACAUUAGACCUUCUUGCAGAAAUGAAAGCUUUGAACGAAAAUCUCAUACGAGACCAAGAAGAAGCACGAAACGAAAUUCAACUCCUUGUUGGCCCUGCAUUAGAAUUGCAAAAGAAGAUAAUGAAUCACAAAACCAAUUUAUCGAUUCUAACUGCCACUACAUAUGCAGAGAAUAAAUCUCUGAAAUCUCAAAUUAAAGUACUGCAACAUCACCACAGUCGUUUCCACAAUGUUUGUCAAAGAGACAUACCGGACUUUAAGAAGCAGUUGCGCGAACUUGUGACUUUGUUACAAGGCGACCCGAAUGUUUCGGGCCAGCAUAACACUAGCUAUAAGCGAUAUUCUCUCCCAGAUGUAUUAGACAACAACACUUCAGUAUCCAACUUCAAGAACGAUUCCACGCUAGACGGCGACCUCUUAAUGUUGGAUACUAAUGUUACUUUAACAACUGCAGCGGAUAACACCUUAGCAGGACAUGAUCAGACUUGCUUAAACCUGACUCAAUUCUAUGACGAAGUUACAGAUCAGACUGACCUUAAUCAAGUUACGGACCAAAACCUACACUCGUCAUAUAAUAUGGACAUUUUAAGUCAUGACAACCAGACUAUGUGUGAGAAAUUAUCGAUGCUGAAGGACGAGAAUUACAAAUUGCGUGAACUAGUAGACAAGUACACGGACAUCAAACACUGUAUGACCGAUGCACAGAAUAGUCAGCAUAACACCAAUACCCACGAUAAUGGAAAUGAAUCCAACGGACUCAAUGACCGUAAGGUUACGUCAGAAUGUGUGAAAUGCAAGAAAGUAUUAGAAGAGUUACGGCUAGCACACCAAAAAUUAAAUGACGAACUUAAAUGUCUGAUCCCGGAACUGUUACAGGUCAAAGCGCAAAAAGCUGAUAUUGAGAAAAAGCUUUCAAAUCUCCUUCUUGAAACACCUCAAACUGAGGAUCUGGUGAAAAAGCUGAAUAGUUUAGAAAAAGAAUACAACAGUAAAAUUCAAGAAAACGAGAGCCUUAAAAACAUGCUCAGUACAAACAGCCAAGAAGCACACGAAAAGUUAAACGAUGAAGUCAAAUCUCUAAGCGCGGAACUUCUACAAGUUAAAGCACAAAAAGCUGAGAUUGAACAAAAAUAUUCUAAUCUUGUUCUCGAAACACCGCAAACCGAUAUACUUGUAAAAAAGCUUACCAUUUUAGAAAAGGAUUACAACAAUCAAAUUCAGGAAAUUGAAAAACUCAAAAAAGCCAUUAGUGCAAAGAAUCAAGAAAUUAACAGUUUACAAAAUGAGAAUGACUCACUCUCGAACCAAGUUAUGGAAAGUAUCUCCGAAGUUGAUGACUUAAGUAAACAGUUAAAGGAUUUAGAGCAGACUCACACUGAGUUAUUACAGAAAUAUAAAUUAGAACAGGCAACUAUUGAUGUGACUAGUAAAGAGGUAGAUGUUCAGUUGCACUGUUCUGAAUGCUUAGCAAAAGACGAAUUUAUCAGAGCGAUGCAAAGUAGUAUAAUGCCGUCACAUACUAAAUUGAACAGAAGCCUUAGUGACUCUGAGACGUCAUCCAGGUGCAACAUGAUAGUCACUCUACAGAGUGAAUUAGAUGCGGGCAGAGAAGACUGCAAGGUAUUAACAGAAGAUGUAGUCACAAUCAAGAAUCAUCUAGAACGUAACAAUCUGUCGAUGGAUCUAGAUGUAAGUAUGGAAGGUCUUCACAGAGAAGUGGGAACCAAUAUCCAGUCAAACAAAUGCACCAUGCCGGAUAUCCCUGAAGAACGUGUGUCUGACAUCUACACUCUAGAUAGAACAGAAUGCGUUAAUUACUUCUUAGAAAAAACUGGCGUAGAAGACAACGCUUUCAACUCCAAUGUCAAAAUAAUCGAACUUAUGAGAAUGUUCUAUGACAACAUGGUUGCGAAGCAUGGCACCGAAGUAGAGAAUUUGACAAAUAGAUUGAAACAUUAUGAGGAAUUCAAGAAGCAGAUACAAGAUCAAUACAACACGUUAGUUGAGAAACAUUCGCAAAUCACUACAGAGUUAGAGAAGAAAGACCUAAAUAACCAAACAAUUGCGGAUGCCUUAACAAAAAUCAAAAGUAAUAUUAACAUUUUGAGUGAAGAGAUUUUAAAUACUAUGGAUACAGAUGAUUCUACUAAAUUGAUUGAUAUGUUCAAAGAAAACCUAAAGAUAUUGGACAAGGAAUUAAGUUUAUCGUCAACAGAUGCUUUUGACUACCUCAUCAACAAAAUUGUCAACAAGCAGGAAAAUGAUUUGACGAAAAUUGUAGAGCAAUCUAAAAAAUUAAAAGAAGAUGUUUCUAGUGUUACUAUUGAGUUGAACUCGGCUAAUCAUAACCUUGCACAAAUGAAGGACCUGCUGUCUGCCAAAGAAAGCGAAUUUAAUUUAAUCAAAGCACAAAAAGAGAAAAUACACGAAAUAAGUAACGCAGUCACUCUCGACAUAAUAAAGAGGGAUAGAGAGAUAACAGAAACCAUGACUAGGGGCUAUCAGAAGCUAGUCGAUCUGAACAUAGUAGAUCAAAACAUUGAUCUGACAGUACCAUUCGAUGCCAAUAUACAUCGCUUAUUUGAUACUUUAAUCAACCAACAUAAAAACACCAAAAAUGAGGAAGAUAAACAAUUACUUGUAAAGGAUAAAGAAUGUCUUGUAAUGGAAAAAGAUGCUCUCUUGUUAGAAGUAAGAAAUUUAAAACAAAUUAUAGAAGAAAAGCAGGCUGACAUCGAGGCUCUUCAAGACCACAGUGAAAAAUUACAGGAAAGCAAUAACGCCAUCACCAUGAACUUAAUUGAUAAAGAUACUAAACUACAGGAACUGAAGACGUUGCAAGAAGAUUUGAAUAAACUUUACAAAAAUAAAGUGGAGGAGAAUAAUGCUAAUAUGGUUCUCAUACAAAAAUUGACAGACGAAGUCAAUUUAUUGAAGGCUGAUCUUCUGGGCAAAGAGAAUUCUAUUAAAACUCUCGAAGCAACUAUUCAAGAACAGAAUCAAUAUAAUGUAAAGGACGUGACAAUCGCAGAAUUAAUGGAAACGGUGAAAGGGUUACAUGACGAUAUAGCCCAUUUGAAGGCAAUAAAUGAAGUUAUAGUUAAAGAAAAGGAAACUUAUGCUUCUGAAUUGCUUAAGUCUAGUGACACUAUAAAACAGAACAAUCUAGAAAUGGAUAAGAUGACGUCAGACAUUUUAGUACUCAAAGAGUCUAUAAAGGAUAACGCUAUUAUAAUUGACAAUCUUAAUAUGGAGGCUAAAAAAAUGUUGAAACAAAAUAUGGAUUUGAAAGAACAAUUGGAGGUGAGAAUCAAGGAACAUUCUAGAUUAGAAACUAAUUUAAAAACACAUGAGGAUACAGCGCAGAUACAGACUAGAAUGAUUAUGAGGUUAGAGAAACAAAAGAGUGAAGACGAAAAGAAUAUGAUCGAAAAGAAUAAACAAAUUGAGGAGUUAACAAAUAAAUAUGUUGCGCUACAGAAGCUGUGUGAAAGUUUCCACAGUGAUUCUAAGGUCAAAGAUGAAAUCCAACUCUUAAGGAAGAAUAAAGAAGCUUUGGAGGCCCGCGUAUCGGAGUUGGAGUCUUUACUGCAGAGCCACAAGCCGCGGUUGUCACUCGAGGCGAUAGCAGACUCGUCGCGACGCCGGCGACAGAGCUUGAUCGAUUCCAAUCGAAUGUUCACAGACAAAUAUGACUUAGAAGAUCAUAAUCUUGUGGAAGCAGUAUUUGAGUCUAGAGCAAAGCCUGAUGACCUUUUCAUGGAUGUAGAUGAAGAUGUCUCUAAUAGAAGCACUCCAAUAAGGUUGAGCAAGGGACGCGAAAGCUUAUCAUUGUCACGGACUGACCAGAGCGAGAAAGAAGAAGAUCACCCGUCGCGGCCCAGCAGCGUGGUGGCCACGCGGCGGCGGCGCCAGAGCACGCACGACCUGCACAGGAGCGUCGUCAGGCACACGCCCUCGCCGCUCGGUCUCGAGACGUCACGGCUAGUAGAUGAAUGUCACCAUUCAAAGUCUGCUAAUUCUUCAACGGGACACGACAGCAGUGAAGUAUCGCAACUUAAAGAACGUCUGUCAUCAUGUCAGCAAGAGUUGGAAGACUUAAAGGAAAAAUACAGAGAGUUAGAUGAAGAGUGCGAAACGUGCGCCGAGUACCUGCGGGAGAGGGACGAACAGUGCGGUCGACUGAAGAAGGAGAGGACGGCACUACAAGCAACCAUUGCAGAAUUAAAAACGAAGCUAGCCAACCAGACAUUCAAUCCAAACCAGAGUCAACAAAGCUUAAUAAAGCCGACAUUCUCAGACGUCGCUGUGAAUACUGAUGAAGACUGGACCAACUUACACUCAGUGGUAGUAGACCGCAUGUCGUUCGACGCCGAAGUGGAGAAAAAUAAGAAGUUAACCAAGUCGAUAGAGGAGUUGCGCUUCAAGAAACAAGACCUGAAGAACAUGCUCGCUAAGAUGCAGAAGGCGAUAGAAAGAAGUGGCGGAAGCAGGGAGUUAGAAUCAGUGAAGGCAGAGCUGUCGUCAUGCAAGCAGGAGCUAGCGACCCUGCGCGAGCGAUACCGCGAGCUGGACGAGGAGUGCGACACCUGCGCGCAGUACCUGCGGGAGCGGGAGCAGCAGUGUCGGGAACUACGGGAGGCCAAGGCCGCGCUGGAGGCUAGAGUACAAGAGCUGCAGUGUGACAGCGAGCAGAUCAGCGCGAUGACUCACACGACGCGCAAGAAGCGGCAGAGUCUGCACGACCAGCAUCGGCCCGCCGCCCGGGACCUGCGGGACGCUGCCACCGAGACCAGCGACGAUUUCCUGAGUUACCAAGUAGAACGCGAUGGUGGUUUCCGAUCAAUGUCUGAUGAAAUGCAAGCUAAGGAAAUGAAGCGUUUGAGAUCUGUGGUGGAGGUGCUGUCGCAGCAGAAGGCGGUGCUGGAGCAGCAGCUGGUGUCGGCCGCGCUGCACCCGCCGCACGCCAUGUACGUGGCCACCGGCAGCGCCAUCGUGCAGAAUCAACAACUGACAGAUGUUAUGAAGGAAAAUCAAAAACUCAAGAAAUAUAUCACUACUAAACUGCACAUGUCCAAAAAGAGAGGGAAAGAGUCUAACAGGGAAAAUGAAGAUCCGACACAUUAGGGCUGACUGUAUAAAUAUAAUGUAAAGUCAGCCAAAUUGUAUUUAUUAAAAUUUUCUUUGAUUUGCACAAAUUACUUAGGUCAAAAUAAUCAUAGAUAGCUGGACUUGUUGAUUACAACUGUCAUAUUUUAAUAGCAGAAAAGUCUUAAAUAUUUUUGGCGUGUUUUUAACAUUAAAAAUAAGUGAAACAGGGAAAAUGACGUGAACGUUAAAAAUCAUUGUCUUGUGAUUUUAGACUGCUACCAUUUUGGGGACUGUAUAAGACUGAAUGUUGAACGACAUUCCACGCGCAUUUUUUAACGAAAGUAGUGCUAAGUGGUCUUAAAAUUGUAUUCAGCAUAGUUAAUAGGAAUUAUCAAACUAACUCUCUAUUGUCUGAUAAGCGCAUAGCACUCUUCGAGAACGCCAGUUUAUGUCAAAAUAGCGACAACAAAGUGAACUUUAUUGCUUGAGCAAUGUGGUCGAUGUCUGAACAAAGUAGCAAAUACUCGUGGGGCGACGCGUAAUUUAUUAAUUUAUUUUUCUUUUAUUCAAAUCAAAUACUUCUUGUUGCCAAAAUAAGUUCCCUAUUUGAUUUUAUUUUUAAUUAUUUUAUAUAGGCCGCUUAGCACUAACAAACAAAAUUUGAAGGAAUGAUCAAAUAUCAUUUCCCGAUUCUAAAGUUAAUGUUGUGAGUAUCGGUGCCAUUGUAGAUAGUAAUUAGCAAACCCUAAUUAUUCUCGUAAAUGUGUUGAAUGUGGUACAAUAUAGUAUUAUUAGAUUGUACUUAAAAUGUUUGUGCCUAAAAUAAUUAGUGAUAUUAGUUAUGAGAAUGCAAAUAUUUAUUGUAACAUUUGUGUUGUCCUAUUGUAAAUAUAUUAAUUUUAGUUUCACGUUUACGUAAUAGUCUGUAAUGUCAUUUGGCUUGCAUGUGUGAUGUGGUUGUUAACCACGUAAUUCUGUUUGAUCGUAAUGGUUUUGUUUUUCCUUCUCUACGUAAAUAACGUCUGAUUUAUGCACUCGCGGACAGGGGUCUUUGCAAUAUUUUAUACUCUUAAUGUAAGCUAUUUAUGUUCAGCCUGUCGCACAAACUAACUUUAAUAAAUAAGUGAUUCGUCCAUUUUAAUAAUUACACAAUCACUCAAAGAGAUAUACUGUAAUACUGUAAUCGACAUUUUAUUGUUUUGCAAAUUAUUCAACUCGAUGUUUGUUGUUCCAAUAUUAAUGGUACCAAUACAGAAAAUUUGAUUAUAUUA
Molecule: messenger RNA, 10960 nt
Organism: Trichoplusia ni (cabbage looper)
Lineage: Eukaryota; Metazoa; Arthropoda; Insecta; Lepidoptera; Noctuidae
Product: centromere-associated protein E-like
Exons: 28
Coding region: 204-9725 (3173 amino acids)
Biological process (GO): mitotic cell cycle; microtubule-based movement
Cellular component (GO): microtubule
Molecular function (GO): plus-end-directed microtubule motor activity; ATP binding; microtubule binding
Source: RefSeq, a predicted model, not a curated record